This is a messenger RNA of Arabidopsis thaliana (thale cress), 1251 nucleotides long. RefSeq names its product ovate family protein 1 (gene OFP1). Gene Ontology annotation, cellular component: nucleus. The record is from RefSeq and is marked reviewed. NCBI's taxonomy places the organism in Eukaryota, Viridiplantae, Streptophyta, Magnoliopsida, Brassicales, Brassicaceae. Gene Ontology annotation, biological process: negative regulation of DNA-templated transcription. The coding region runs from base 125 to 937 and encodes 270 amino acids. Gene Ontology annotation, molecular function: DNA binding. The transcript has a single exon.
GCCCCCUCACAUAAACCUCUCUUUCCUUUAUAAAUUCUCCACUCUUCACACUCUCACUUUUGUUCAUGUACCAAAGAAGUCCCCAACAAACACAAAAUAAUCAACAGAGAGAGUCAGAGAGAUAAUGGGUAAUAACUAUCGGUUUAAGCUAUCGGAGUUAAUCCCUAACGCUUGGUUUUACAAACUUAGAGACAUGUCCAAAUCCAAGAAGAAGAAUCUUCAGAGCCAACCAAAUAGCACCACCUCCAAGAAGAAACACCACGCAGUCCCUACUCCUACGUCCACAACGCCACUCAGUCCUAGGCCUCCUAGGCGCCCUUCUCACUCUUCCAAAGCGCCACCCUCCCAUCCUCCCAGGAAGUCCUCCGGGAACCGUCUUCGUCACCGAGCCACCGUCGACUCUAAGUCUUCCACGACUUCCGGCGACAGCACUACCACAGAAACAGGUUCUUUCUCACCGGACUUUCGCUCGGAUCAAGUUCUCCUCCCCGACGAGUCAUUAACGGGCUCCUGGCACAGCCCUUGCAGCUCCAAGUUAUCCAAAACCGCAACCUUUACGCCGCCGCCGGAACUCGAACUCCGGCCCAUCAUUACCAAAACGGCCGCCACCGCACGGAAAACGGCGGUGAAUUCUCCGGCGGGGGUGAGACUUAGAAUGCGGUCGCCGCGGAUCUCGGUGAGCAGCAGCGCAAGAAGAAGCGGGUCGUCGGCUCGGCGGAGCAGGGCGGUGGUGAAGGCGUCGGUGGAUCCGAAGAGAGACUUUAAGGAGUCGAUGGAGGAGAUGAUCGCUGAGAACAAGAUAAGAGCGACAAAGGAUCUAGAGGAGCUUUUGGCUUGCUAUCUCUGUCUCAAUUCAGACGAAUAUCACGCUAUUAUCAUCAAUGUCUUCAAGCAAAUCUGGCUUGAUCUUAAUCUUCCACCACCCCAUUCCAAAUAAUUUUAUUAUUAAGAAAAAAACAUCUUCUUAUAUAGUAUUAAUUACUCCUUAAUAAUUAAUCGCUCUACUGAAUAAAAAUGUAAAUAUAUAUGAUGUUGAUGAUGAUGAUUCUUGUACUAACUAUAUUUAUAUGUAAUAAUGGUCUAGAGAGAGCCUACAGUCUUGUACUUGCAUAACGGCCAUCGUUGAUGAUAUCAAGUACAGGAAUUUUCUAUCCGGAUUGGUACUCUUCUACGAAUCUUACUUUGCACGGACAAGCAAGUGUUACUUUAAAUCAAAUUUUGAAUGUGGACGACUAUAAACCUACUUUUGCG